Molecule: messenger RNA, 6987 nt
Organism: Penaeus vannamei (Pacific white shrimp)
Lineage: Eukaryota; Metazoa; Arthropoda; Malacostraca; Decapoda; Penaeidae
Gene: Pex23
Product: peroxin 23
Cellular component (GO): membrane
Molecular function (GO): carbohydrate binding
Source: RefSeq, a predicted model, not a curated record
ACUGCUCGCUGUCAUAUCUUGUUUAUUAUGUGCGAGUCGUAAAUACUAAGCAAAAACUAUGUUAAACUGAGUUAAACUAGGGAAAUUUGGACAAGCGACAGGGCUGGAAAGAAUGUGAAUGGUGUGGCAGAUGGAAGUGUAGCCAGAACGGGACAAGAUGCCUUCCUCACAGAUCUUUGCCAUUAACAACCAAGGCCGGGUGUACAGCCUGUCAACGGACCAGUCUGUGUGGCGAGAACUCCCCUACCUGGGCGUUGAGUUCAAGAGGGUUUCGGCUCAUGAGACAGUUAUUUGGGCCCUUGGGGGAGACCACCAGGUAUACGUGUAUGUGUAUGGUUCGUCCGUCCCAAUACGUGUAUGCGAGGAGGCCUACGAAAAUCAGCGUUGGAACCCCAUUGAAGGCUUCAGUGGAGUUUUGCUGCCCUCGGAUCGUCCCUCCUUCUCGAGCGAAGAUGGCCUCACCGACCGAAAGAUGGCAGGCAUCACCCUCCCCACACUUGCUUGGUCGUGGGAGUCGCCUUGGCACCUCCAUCAUACUCACGAAGGGCAGGCUCUUGAUAAGGAGGGAUGGACUUAUGCAGUAGACUUCCCGAGGACGUACACUGCAGAAAAGAAGUGGAAUUCUUGUGUGAGACGAAGGAAGUGGGUGCGGUACAGAAGAUAUGUCGCCCUCGACACGUGGUCUGCUGUUCCUCCUAUUCAUCAAGAUCACACUAAAGAACCCUUCAUUGACAUUAACGUCGGGGGAGGGGAGGUGGCUGGCGAAGACCCAGACAAGCUCAUGGUGUGGGGCGUUACUGUCUUUGGUCGGGUUAUGGUUCGUAGUGGUGUUGAUGGCACUUGUCCCGAGGGUUGCGGUUGGCAACACAUCCCAACGCCACCAGAAAGGGAUGUGACAACUGUAGGAAUAGGACGUUCAGGGAGAGUGUGGUCUGUAACCUGGGACGGCACCAUUCUCGUGAGGACUGGGGUGACAAGGGAUGCGCCCACAGGUGUUGAUUGGAUUGUCGUUGAGCCUCCAAAUGGCAGUCCUCUGCAGCAGGUGGCGGUUGGAAUGAAGUCGGUGUGGGCCUUGACAAGGGACCAUAAGGUAUGGUUCCGGAGAGGACUCCAAGCAUCAAAGGAAGGUUCUUCAGAGCAUAACAGAUCAGGCAAUGGAACUAGUCAGUCCAAGACGGACACAGGAACGACUGGCAGUAGCUGGCUGAAGAUGGUGGGCAUGCUAAACAUGAUUUCUGUUGGCCCAAAUGACCAGGUCUGGGGCAUCGGUAGUGAAGACUACAGUUUGCUCAUCCGCACAGGCAUCACUGAGACGGAGCUCACAGGGCGAACUUGGCGGCCCAUUUGUCUCCCAAUUGACAUAUCAGUGACCCCAGAGCCAACCCCUAGUCCCAGCCCUGCACCAAGUCCAGGACCCUUAUCCAAGAUCACUUCAGAGAGUGAGAGUAAGAGUGAGAGUAACACACCAGUUGAUGGGGGAUUGAGGAAAUUAGAACCUCAGUGUGACGGUGAAAGUUUACUUAGCCUACAGACUUCAGAUGGAGAAGACCUACAAAGCAUGGCCACAGCUAUGAACAACCUAAAAUUGCUGGACAGUUCUGCUUCUCCUCCAAGUGGAGCAGUAUCAGCAGGUGAUGAAUCGGAGAACAAGAAUAAGACUAGCUUACCAAACUUACAGCUGAAGCAAAAAGAGAAAGAUGAGGCAAAUGUCACUGGAACUGGGGAGAAGAGUGAAACUUCCCCGGGUCAUGAUAGCCGGGACUCAAGCAUCAAAAUACGCUACCCAGAGGAUUACCCAAGUUCACUUAGCUCCUCUGUCGUGUCUGACCCAGGUGGGGAAUUCAUUAGCAGUUUUCAAGCUGGCGAGAGUAGUCCAUUGGCCAAUGGGGUCAUUGCUGUGAGUGAAGAAGGUAACAAAACGAAUAUGAACAAAGGACAGUCAGUGGAAGGGGAAGUUCAGGGAGUGCCAGAAGAGGAUCACCAGUUGACCAAAAGUGAUAGAGUAGAAGAACCAACGCACGAGGGUCCACCAUCACUGCAGCACUCGAGUGGGGAGUGGAGUGAGUCACGCCUUCGCCACGUGAGCAGCAGUAGUGCAGGCAGUGAAGCUGGCCUUGGACGGGGUUCUCUGGUCGUAACCAGAGAAGAGAAGCCAGAGUACAAUGUGAUACCCUUUCAAGCUGAACACCUGUGGCUAUGGAUAUCUGGUGGAGGGUGUUGGGUUAGCGCCAAUAACAUGCCGCGUUGGUUCAUGAGCGUGGGAUCUCCUGUCAUGGCGUCUGAACCUUGGAGAGCUGAGGUGCUGCAGAAGCUGCAUUGGCGUCAUGAAAAGGAAAUCAAGCCUUUCGAAGGGUAUGAAGAGGCAGUGGAGGGGUCUUCUUGGGUCAUCUCGGGUCAGUGCCGCUGGUGGGCUGGGGGCCAGUUGGUACCAGCGACCUUGGAGCUGACGAUGGUGGGCUCUCGCAGGUCACAGGUUCAGGAUGCCACACUUGUGGUACACUAUAACUUGGGCUCUGCAAAGACAGUUGAGAUCUCAUGCUGCGCAAUAUUGAUGAGUGUCAUAUCGGUGGAGCCUGGAACAGCCAAGUCUGUCGUUGGGAUAUAUCAUCCUUCCGAGCCCCUCCACCCAAAGGCGCUCGUCUUUUCAGCCGAAACAGAUGCUGAAGACUGGCUGAAUCAUAUCUCAAAUGCUUGUAACCAGUUCCGAGGCCUAACAGGAAGGCCCUCCUCAUACACUGUGUGGGCGGUGACAACAAGAGGGGAUGUUUUCCUCCAUGACUGCUCUGUCACAGAAGAGGAGCUCCGUGCUGAAUCAGUGGCUGCCCACAAGCACCUGCCGUUUGGAUCGGGAGCAACUCCAGUAACCCUGCUAUUAGAUCGAGGAUUUAGGCCAGGAUGCUUCAUCUCAGUGUCGGGCAAGAUUCACGAUAAGAAGGCUGACCAAUUCCAUAUAAAUCUGCAGUCAUCAAGAGGAACAGAUGCUAAUAUUGCACUUCAUCUGAAUCCAAGAUUUUCAGAAAAUGCAGCUGUAUUGAAUACCAAGAAGAAAGGCCAUUGGGGACGGGAAGAGAAGGCAGACUUGUCCACCAUGACUCCAGGUGCUCAUUGUGAAAUAUCCAUUGUGUGCGAUGACAAGGACUUCAAGAUCUCUGUCAAUGACAAAUUUUGGUAUAGCUUCAACCAUCGCCUGCCAGCAGCUGACAUCACUCAUGCUGUCAUUCGAGGAAGCAUCACAGUGGAUUCCGUGACGUAUAAUCAUGGGGCCGGUGAGAGACAGCUGAAUGAGUGGUACUGGCGUGGUUUGGGCGGCCAUUGCCUGCGAGUGGAAAGCGGAGCUGGAGGUGUGACGUGGGCCAUCUCCCAUGACUACCAUGUCUACACUUACACUGGGGCGACUGGUGGAGGGCUCUAUAAGGGGAGCAGCAAUGAUUCUGAUGUGAACAUUAUGAGCGAUGUCCGUCACAUGUACGUUUGGGAGAACCAGCGCUGGAAUCCAGUGACUGGCUUCACUCACCGUGGCCUCCCAACAGACCGGCACACCUGGAGUGAUCAGACUGGAAGGCACCACAAAACGCGAGAGGGAACCAAGUUACCAUCACGUCAUUGGUCUUGGAUGAGUGAAUGGUGUGUUGAUUACCACACUCCUGGUGGGGUUGAUCGUGAGGGCUGGCAAUAUGCUACGGAUUUCCCACUCAGCUACCAUGGCCACCGAUACAUGACUGAUCUUGUGCGGAGAAGGCGCUGGGUCAGGAAGUGCCGCAUAUCAACCUCAGGGCCCUGGCAACAGAUGGAGAAAGUGGCACUUGUUAAUCUAUCUGUUUCGCCUGAGUAUGCUGCCAACGGUACAGUGCCAGUGUGGGGGGUGAGUGUGACAGGAGAGGUGGUCUAUCGGCACGGCGUGACACCCAGCAGACCGGAAGGCGAAAAGUGGAGCCUGGUCCCGGCCGAGUGUCCCAUGUGUUAUGUUUGUGCAACCGUCGACAGCUGUGGGAUGUGGGCUGUUAGCAAAGAUGGCCGAGCACAUCUGAGGAUCGGGAUUAAUAAGAAAAAUCCACAGGGCCGACAGUGGGUGAACGUCGAUGCCCCGAACCACCCCCUGAUGGAGAUUGGUGCAGGUGCUGGAAUAGUGUGGGGCCUGGAGCGUGGUGGUGGACUGUACCGCAGGACGAAUGUGCUUCCCCUCUUUCCAGAGGGCACAAGCUGGGAGUGGGUGUGCGGCAAUGUGGCCAGCAUUAGUGUUGGGGCUGAUGGGACACUCUGGGCCGUGCUGGAUUCCUUUGAUAGCGAGAAGGGCCCAGUCCAGGGGGUCAUCGCCAGGAGAGUAGGUGUGUCGCAUGACUGUCCCGUUGGCACUAGCUGGGAGCACACACUAGGAACGGGAUGGAGCCAUGUCUGUGCUCGUGUACCACUUCCCUUAUGACGGAAGGUGUGAAGAGGGAGGAACUUAGUUGCAUUUUAUGGUGAUGAAAGUGGCCAAAGUAGUCAAGAAUGUAUGCAGAAAAAGGACUUGGUAGCAAUAUCUAGUGAAAUUAAAUCUAGAUAAUUCUAAGUGUGUCAAGAGGAAGGGACUUACACUUCUUCAAGGUAUUUACCAGGUAUUAGAUUCCCUGGGAUGUUUAGGAACAGCUGGAAUUCAUUUUCCUUGAUUAGGAAUAGAAGAUACUUCUUGAUAAUUGAAUAGAGUUUAUGGGGAGCUCAUUUCCAGAGAGGUUUUAAGUGUAGACAUGACUGUUGUUUUAUCUAUUAGUAUAAAGUAGUGUUUGAAGUUUUUAUUACGUGCUCAUAUUUUAGUGUGUCUUUUUUUUGCAACUGUUCCAUAUCACUGACUUUAUUCUUUUAUGGAAUGUAUACAAUCUUUUAUACAAAUCUUCUCUUUGGUUAUACCAUAUUUCCUCUAAUGCUCCAACUCAUGUUCUUCUAAUCCAUUGGAUUUUUAAUUCUUCAGAUUUAACGGGGCUUACCAUACAAAUUAGGUAAUGAAAGCUAUACCUGUGGAUGCCUAUUCUUAAUUUUUUUACUGUGAUUUUUGUUCCUCCAUUUUAUCAAGUAGUUGAAACUGUGAUAGAUAAUUUUUAGAAUCUUCCUAUUUGCUUUUAUAAGUAUUUUCAUCCAUUUGUGAUGUCAAAGAAAUUGUGGAUAAUAAGCAAAUGUACCUUUAGUGUUUUCUUGGUUAGAUACGUGUUUUUCCUAUUCCUCAUAUUUUGUGUUGUAGGAUCUAUGUUUUGAUAUAAUUUUUCUUAUUAGUAAGUGAGAAAUUCUAUUUAUAUGCAUGCAUAUGCAAGUGAUUGACAUAACCUCAUAUAUCAAAUAUAAAUUUGUAUCACAUAAUGAAAACUUUCCAAAAUAUUUUUGUUUCAAAACAUUAGAAAUUGGGAAAUAUUGCGAAUUUCUGCUUACUGUUAUUGAUGUAUUAGUAGAGAAAAAUAGUCAUUAAACUUAAGCAACAUGAGUAUAACACUUAAAUUAAAAGACAUUAAUGACUUCAUAUGUUCUUUUUGAGUGCCAUAUACUCAAUUUUAGAUAUAUGCCGCAGUGAUAAUAGGUAUCAGAUCUGUGAAAUGAACAAUUGCUCGAAAGAAUAUGAUUAUCAAUUAAAAGUUUUAUUUUAAAGAACAAAUAAAAAAAUAAGUCUUUGACAUAGAAUUAAAUCCUUUUAUUUUUUGUCUCCAAAUAGGAAGUCCAAUGCCCUGUUGCUCAUUAAAUUUUUAAAAUCUUUUUUUAGACCUUUUUAUUUGUACUGUAGUGUCUGUUGCUUUCUUCAUCAUAGCCUUUUUGGAAGAGCUCAUUGUCCAACAAUAGUGGAAAAUGUAUCAUGGUAAAAGAAAAACAAGAAGUUUAGCCCAUAAAAAAUAGACAAAUAGACCUAGCGUACAUGCUUUGUUAUGCCCCUUUUUGUAUGGUAGUAUAAAAUGUAGGGAUUAUAAGACACUAGGAACAAGCUGUUUCAACAUUUUUGAUGUAAGUAUAGUUAUGGUUGAAAUUCUAGCAAAUAAUGGUUGCUUUAUGCAAAUGUUCAAACUGUACAUGAAUUUAAAGGUGUCAUUGAUUGAUUUUGUGCAUUUUUAAUUUUUUUUCUUUUAUAUCAAAACCCUAAAACCAGUUUUAAUAUUUUAUGUGAAUGAAAGUGGAUGUCAGAGUUGAACAAAGAGCAGACAUUUUUUAAAUGUAAAAUUUGGAGUUUGGUAAAAUUUGGUAAAAUAAACAGUUGAUGUAUAGUAUGUCUUGAGAAACUGAGUUUGUACAUAGGUGGAUAGUUUUUUAUGUAAACUGUUUACAGGUGUUUCCUGACAAUAAGCGAUUGUUACUAGUAGAGUUAGUCUUAUUAUUAUGAAAAGAGCCAUGACGUUGCAGACAGAAUAGGAAUAUGACGAGUAUAUUUGAGGGGGGACGUGUGUCCAUAGGUAUUCUCUGACCAAUAGCCAUAAAAAGUAUUUCUUAGAUGUUUUUUUUAGUUUACCUUUCUUCUAUAACAUUGAUUUAUUCAUAUUAAUGCACUGCAAUCCCAUGAUUGUGGUAUUUAUGUGAACAUUUGAAUGCUUAUGUUAUAGAAGAGCUUAAACAAAACAUUUGAUAAAUGCAUUUUCGGGUAAUUUGUCUAAGAACAAAGUUGGACGUGCAUUUGACUUCUGACUGGAGAGGAAAAAAAGUGAGACAGUAUUUGGUAAACAAGUUAAGAUAUGCAGUAUUUCCACAUGUAUUGUAAGAUAAUAGUGUAAUACAUUUUUGUACUGAAAUUAGCUACAGGGAUUUUCUUUCUUUUGGCCAUGUAAGUCUCUUGAUUACUUGUUUGUUGAUGACUCAGGUUUUUUUGUUUUUUCAUGUAAUCUAGAUUUUGUAGAUUUUCUUAACUUGUAAAGCCACGCUGUAUUUAGAAAUGUUUUAUGUAGUUAUUUAUUUACAAAAAGGAUCAUUAUCUAAUUUUUCAUAAUGCAGUAUAUGAAACUUUUCUUUGAAAAACUUGUUUCUGUCAUCUGGUUUACAGUAUAU